This is a messenger RNA of Cydia amplana, 1158 nucleotides long. RefSeq lists its product as uncharacterized. The record is from RefSeq and is a predicted model, not a curated record. Gene Ontology annotation, cellular component: SCF ubiquitin ligase complex. NCBI's taxonomy places the organism in Eukaryota, Metazoa, Arthropoda, Insecta, Lepidoptera, Tortricidae. Gene Ontology annotation, biological process: SCF-dependent proteasomal ubiquitin-dependent protein catabolic process. Bases 1 to 1107 code for a protein of 368 amino acids. The transcript has 7 exons.
AUGGUUAAAGAACAAGCAGGAGUCCGUAUUUCAAUUGAGGAAUAUGACAGUGAGAAGAAAACUAACGUCUGUAGGGUGAAGCGGUUUUCAUACGACUCAUUUGAGAUUUGGACCAAGAAACUAGGCUCCACAGUUGUGGCCACUUAUUGCGUUGGUUUGAAGAAUCUAGCAGUUAUAAAAAAAAAUUGCCCUAACAUAGAAGUCCUGAAGCUUCAGGGGGUGCAGAACCGAACACCUAAACUACUGCGCCGACACAAUCUACGUGAUAACUUCAAGUGCCUGAAAUGGCUCACUCUAGAUUCCUGUGGCUUAACAGACAAAUGUGUGAACCAAUUUGUAGCAGACAAAGCCUUAGAAGGACUAAAAUUCUAUUGUUCCGACACUGUGACUGGUAGUUGCUUGAAAAAUAUGAACCUGUCAAAUUUAAAGUCCCUUGAGAUUCAAAUGUGUAGCGGUUUUGAGGCCAAACACAUGCUUCCUGCCUUUGAACGCCUUAGCGAGCUGACAGAGUUAAAACUGUGGAAUAUUUCUGGUGAAUUUCUUGAGGAGAUUCAGGUUGGGUUGGAUAAGAUGCCGAAAUUGGAGAAGUUAGAUCUGGAUGAUGAUGAGAGAAUGAGGGGGGAGUGCGGUCAGCAACUGAGUCGGCUGACGCGGUUGAAGGACCUCAGGCUGGCGUACCAGAUGUUUGACGAGGACAUAGAGGCGAUCACGCGGUGCUGCACGGAGCUGGUGAUUUUGGAUUUGUCAGAUUGUCGAUCAAUGUGGCGGCGCAGCGUGCGCUCGAUAUGGAAGAACGCGGGCGCGCGGCUCACGUCGCUGACGCUCGGCCAGUUCGUCGACGCGAAGGACGCCGACGUCGUGGCGCUCAUCCGCGGCUGUCCGAACCUCACGGAGCUAACGGUGACAGGGUCGCGCCAGCUGACGCCGCGCCUGCCGGCGCGGGCGGCGGCCGCGCGGCGCGCCGCGGCGCCCGGCCGCGUGCUGCAGCUCGACCUCAGCUUCACUAAUCUCUCGAGCAGCCUUUGUGUGGAAGAUACCGAUGCCGAUGGACCAUAUCCAGAGGUUUUGAGAAAGAAGUAUAAGGGCUUGGAUAUAACUUUUUUCUAAAAUAAAUACAUUGUUAUUUUAAGCAAAGAAGAUACUAUAUGCCAAUAAAAA